Musa acuminata subsp. malaccensis (wild Malaysian banana) is the source of this 2108-nucleotide messenger RNA. Its product is annotated as 3-hydroxy-3-methylglutaryl-coenzyme A reductase 3. NCBI's taxonomy places the organism in Eukaryota, Viridiplantae, Streptophyta, Magnoliopsida, Zingiberales, Musaceae. Gene Ontology annotation, cellular component: peroxisomal membrane; endoplasmic reticulum membrane. The record is from RefSeq and is a predicted model, not a curated record. Gene Ontology annotation, molecular function: protein binding; hydroxymethylglutaryl-CoA reductase (NADPH) activity. Gene Ontology annotation, biological process: coenzyme A metabolic process; sterol biosynthetic process; isoprenoid biosynthetic process.
GCCCGCUCCAGCUAUUGUUUCUCCUCCUCCAAGGUGCGAGCGAGGUGCAGUGCUCUUCUCUCCUCUCCUCUCCUCUCGCGCCUCCUCCCCACUCAUCGUCGCCGGAGAGAAUGGAAGUCCGCCGGAGGCUACCAUCGCGGCCCCCCUCUGUCGUCGCCCCCUCCCCCUUUCGCGACGGAGGAGCCUGUCUCCCCCCCUCCUCGUCCCCCGCCGUCCCCCGGCUCCAGGCGUCGGACGCCCUCCCCCUCCCGAUCCGGCACACCAACCUCCUCUUCUCCGCCCUCUUCGUCGGCUCUCUCGUUUUCCUCAUGCGCCGUUGGCGCGAGAAGGUCCGAUGCUCCACCCCGCUCCACCUCCUCGGCCUCUCCGAGAUCCUCGCCAUCGUCGGCCUCAUCGCCUCCCUCAUCUACCUCCUCAGCUUCUUUGGCAUCGCCUUCGUCCAGUCCAUCGUCUCCUCCCACGACGAGGAGGACGACUUCCUCCUCUCCGGCGCCGCCCCCGAUUCUGCCCCCUCUCCUGCCCCCAUUUGCCCACUUCUCUCCACGGAUGGAACCAUCUCCUCUCAGAGGAACCUGGAGAUCACUGCCGAUGACGAGGAUAUUGUCUCCUCCGUGGUCUCCGGGAAGAUCCCAUCUUAUGUCCUCGAGUCCAGGCUCGGCGAUUGCAGGAGGGCCGCGGGGAUCCGUCGGGAGGCCCUCAGGAGGAUCACCGGAAGGACUUUGGAGGGGUUGCCGCUCGAUGGUUUGGACUACGCGUCGAUCUUGGGACAGUGCUGCGAGCUCCCGGUGGGGUAUGUUCAACUGCCGGUGGGGAUCGCGGGGCCUUUGGUACUUGACGGAAGGGAAUACCAUGUGCCGAUGGCGACCACAGAGGGAUGCCUGGUGGCCAGCACCAACAGGGGUUGCAAGGCAAUCGCAGAAUCCGGAGGGGCCACGAGCGUGGUGCUGAGGGACGGCAUGACUAGGGCACCUGCCGUGAGACUCCCGACGGCAAGGAGGGCCGCUGAUCUCAAGGCCUUUUUGGAGGAUCCCAACAACUUCGAGACCAUCGCCUUGGUGUUCAACAGGUCUAGCAGAUUUGGCAGGUUACAAGGAAUCCACUGUGCCCUCGCUGGGAGGAACCUCUAUAUGAGAUUCAGUUGCAGCACAGGAGAUGCAAUGGGGAUGAACAUGGUCUCCAAAGGUGUGCAAAAUGUCUUGGACUACCUGCAGAAUGACUUUGAGGACAUGGACGUCAUCAGCAUCUCAGGUAAUUUUUGCUCGGACAAGAAGCCUGCUGCAGUGAAUUGGAUUGAAGGACGGGGUAAAUCGGUGGUCUGUGAGGCAAUCAUCAAGGAGGAGGUGGUAAGGAAGGUUUUGAAGACCAAUAUACCUGCAUUAGUGGAACUCAACACGAUCAAGAACCUUGCUGGCUCAGCCAUAGCUGGAUCUCUUGGGGGCUUCAAUGCUCAAGCUAGCAACGUUGUGUCUGCCAUCUACAUAGCCACUGGCCAAGAUCCAGCUCAGAAUGUGGAGAGUUCACACUGUAUCACCAUGAUGGAAGCUGUGAAUGAUGGAAAGGAUCUUCACAUCUCUGUGACCAUGCCAUCCAUUGAGGUUGGCACAGUUGGAGGUGGGACUCAACUUGCUUCCCAGGCUGCCUGCUUGGACCUACUUGGUGUGAAGGGUGCAAGCUUGGAGUCUCCUGGUGCAAAUGCCAGACGCCUCGCCACUGUCGUGGCCGGUGCAGUUCUGGCUGGGGAGCUGUCUCUCCUCUCAGCUCUUGCAGCUGGCCAACUUGUGAUGAGUCAUAUGAAGUACAACAGAUCCAGCAAAGAUUUCUCCAAGGCUGCCUGCUGAAAUUCUUCUAGAAUGGCUUUUCUAAGGAUGAACAAAGGUUUUUAAAGGAAACAACAGCAAAGAAAAAAAUCUGAUGAAAAGAAGCUAUCGGAUGUUAUCUCUUGGUUUUUGUGGGUUCUUCCAUUUCUUCUAAGCUGUUCCUUAGGAUGGCCUUUGCAGGCUACUGUUGCAUUCAAGUGACUCCCUUUGCUGUACCAUUUUCUUAUUAACAAUUCUGUCAUGCAUGUAAUUUUUAUUUGUGUUGGAUAAUGUGAGAACUCCGAAAGGUUU